CCCGUGCGCCCGGGGCGGCGGAGCUGCUGGCUGCGGCGGGAUGGGCGCGCUCCGGACCGGCGCCCGAGCCUUCCUCCUCCUCCUCCUCGGCUGCCUUCCGUCCCGGCGUGGCCCGCUCAGGCUGGUCUCAGGGAGGGAGGAGAUCAAAUCCCACUCCCGCAGUGCACCCCAGCCCAUGUCACCUUCUGAUUUCCUGGACAAGCUCAUGGGACGAACAUCAGGGUACGAUGCCCGGAUCCGACCCAACUUCAAAGGUCCGCCCGUCAACGUGACGUGCAACAUCUUCAUCAACAGCUUCGGCUCUGUCACCGAGACGACCAUGGAUUACCGUGUGAACGUCUUCCUGCGGCAGCAGUGGAACGACCCCCGGCUGGCUUACCGUGAGUACCCCGACGACUCGCUCGACCUCGACCCCUCCAUGCUCGACUCCAUCUGGAAGCCAGAUUUGUUCUUUGCCAAUGAGAAAGGGGCUAACUUCCACGAGGUCACCACCGACAACAAACUGCUGCGCAUCUUCAAGAAUGGCAACGUGCUCUACAGCAUCAGGCUGACGCUGAUCCUGUCCUGCCCCAUGGAUCUCAAGAACUUCCCCAUGGACAUCCAGACGUGCACGAUGCAGCUGGAGAGUUUUGGCUACACCAUGAACGACCUCAUCUUUGAGUGGCUGGAGGAGCAGGAAGCCGUGCAGGUGGCAGAGGGCUUGACACUGCCGCAGUUCAUCCUCAGGGAUGAGAAGGACCUGGGCUACUGCACCAAGUACUACAACACAGGCAAGUUCACCUGCAUUGAAGUGAAGUUCCACUUGGAGAGGCAGAUGGGCUACUACCUGAUCCAGAUGUACAUCCCCAGCCUGCUCAUCGUCAUCCUCUCCUGGGUCUCCUUCUGGAUCAACAUGGAUGCAGCACCAGCUCGGGUGGGCUUGGGCAUCACCACUGUGCUCACCAUGACUACUCAGAGCGCCGGCUCCCGUGCUUCUCUGCCCAAGGUCUCCUACGUGAAGGCCAUUGACAUCUGGAUGGCUGUCUGUCUGCUCUUUGUCUUUGCUGCUCUGCUGGAAUACGCCGCUGUCAACUUCGUCUCUCGGCAGCACAAGGAGUUCAUGCGCCUGCGGCGGCGGCAGCGGAGGCAGAAGAUGGGCCUGAGCAGCGGGACGGCCAGCCUGGAGUCCCUGGGGCAGUCGAGCAGCCUGCACAGCGGCGAGCACACCUACGCGAUGCUCUCGCAGCUCUCCAGCUCCAGGGUAAAGCACACCCCUCCGGCAGUGCACCCCUGCACCCCUCUUUUCCCCAGAAGGAGCCCCCAGGAGCCCUUCCCACAAGUGAAGGUGCAGGAAGGAGCAGGGCAGGGAUGUGCACGGGGCACGUGGCCAUGGGGACCAGAGGUAGAUUUCACCGGCUCCUUGGAGACACCCUGCUCCGUGCCUCGGUUUCCCCUGAUGUAGAAUGGGGCCAAACGGUGCCCCCUUUGCAGUGGAGUGAACCAUGCUGUGGCGAUGAGCUCCUCAGCUCUGUGCCAGCACCUGGAGCAGGACAGGGGCUCUGCCUACCCUGAUCACCCAGCUCAGUGAUCUCCUCUCCCUGCAGUGGCUCAGCAUGCGUGGGCACUUGGCAGCUGGAGAUGUGGGGAGGAGACACGGCAGGGAGAGGUGGCACAGGGCAGGCUGCCCAGUUUGGGCGGAGAUACUGGGGGACAAGGACAUCCCAACUGUGCAUUUCUGGGGCUGCAGCCCUCUCUGAGCCCCCAUCUUGCUGUGCCCUCAGUGAGCACUCUGCAGCAGGGGAGCGCAGCUCAGCGGCACACGAGAGCACAUUUCAGCAAUUUCAGCCUCUGCUGCUCUCCCCGCUGGGAAAUCUUGCUUAGCCGGCAGAGUGCUGAGUUAAAUAAAGAUCCCCAGCUCUCUGCAUGAGAGCCCCUGGCUGCUGGGUGCCCAUGCAGGGCAGGAUGCAGCUCUUUGCCCAUGCACCUCGGUGGGGAGCGCUCCUUGGAGAGGGCAUGGGGACCUGAAACCCACACUGCUUGUGAGCAUGGAAUGAGGGGGAUGUCCUCAGCUCCAAGUGGGGACGCCCAUGGACACACAUAGAGUGUAAAUGAGUCGGGCCAACGUGACUCCUUAAUGAAACAGCUCACUAAUGAAGCACAGCUGUUGGUGGGGAGGAGCGCAGGCAAUGCUGGCCUGUGGGGAGGCAGCAAGGAGGGUAAGGACAGGGGCUCCAUUGCUUGCCCCUGUCCUUUGUCACCUAGCAAGCAGCCUUGGCUCUUGAGGGGAUUGAGGGUCCCUGAUGGCAGUGAGGCUCCUGCGUCCCUGCACGGUUCUGCCCCAGCAAGCUGUCUGUUCACCAACACAUCCCCACCCUUCAGCAAGCAGCUGCUGCAACAGUGCCUGCACCCCAAUGCUUGCAGCGCCUUGCAGUGCCCUGUACCCCAUAUGUACCCCUAUGUGCUCUGCACUCUUGUGUGCUAUGCACCUCUGUAUGCUAUGCACCCCUACCCAAUCUGCAUCCUCCCAUGCACCCUCACCCCCAUGGGUCCACUUGCCCCCAGUCCACACCAGGCACCCAAGUGGAUGCUGAGGGUUCUGGGGCUGCCCACACAUUCAUUGGGGGCAGUUUAGAGCACAAGGUGUUGGCAGGCAGGUGCUCACCAGACACCCUCGUACCUCAGACUGUGCUCCUCUGGACUUCUGCCUGCAUGCCUCAGAUGUGCAGGAAAAGCACCAAACCUUGCACUGGCACCUACCCAAGCAGACAGCCACGGCUGGCACAUACACAGAGCGUGCAGCACAGCCCCGUGCCCUGCAGGGUGCCCGACUGACAGCA
Messenger RNA from Phasianus colchicus (ring-necked pheasant), 2816 nucleotides. The record is from RefSeq and is a predicted model, not a curated record. NCBI's taxonomy places the organism in Eukaryota, Metazoa, Chordata, Aves, Galliformes, Phasianidae.